This is a messenger RNA of Metarhizium acridum CQMa 102, 2985 nucleotides long. Lineage: Eukaryota; Fungi; Ascomycota; Sordariomycetes; Hypocreales; Clavicipitaceae. The record is from RefSeq and is a predicted model, not a curated record.
AUGGCCCAUAGGUUGGCUGCGGCCAAAGGCGGCGUCGACCUCGAGGCUUUGUCUCCUAGAGAUGCCAAUGCCCAGCGAUUGCCCAAAACCACCGAAAACAAAGUGAAGACUGCCGCACAGCUUCGGGCCGCCAAGGACAAGGAGCAUCCUCCGCCUCCCCCUCCAGAAGUCUUCGAGCCAUGUAGUUCCGACCGCCCGGAGGGGGCUACAUAUCAAGUUGGCAAAUUACUGGGAAAAGGGGGUUUCGCCCUUGCCUACAGCGGCCUGCACGUGGCAACCAAGCAAAAAUACGCUUUGAAAAUUGUCAAAAACUUUGCUGGGAAUAGCUGGCCUAACAGGCUCCGUGUUCAGUUCCAAACCGAGCUUCAAAUACACUCCAAAAUGAAGCACAAGAACAUUGUGCAAUUCUUCCGAGCCUUUUCCUUCAACAACUGCACUUAUCUUGUGCUGGAGCAAUGCAACAAUGGCUCACUAAUGGACAUGGUCAAACGCCGGAAAGGACUCACCGAACCCGAGGUCCGUUUCUACUCUGUUCAGAUUACCGGAGCAAUCAAGUACAUGCACGCCAAGGGGAUUAUUCACCGUGACUUGAAGAUGGGCAACAUCUUUCUCGACUCUCACAUGAAUGCCAAGAUUGGUGACUUCGGCUUAGCUGCCUUGGUGGUUACUGGUAGGGACAUGCAGACCAUUCGCCGAACCACACUUUGCGGAACCCCCAACUACAUUGCCCCUGAAAUUUUGGAAAAGGGCAAGAAGGGUCACGAUCACAUGGUCGAUAUCUGGAGCUUGGGCAUUAUCAUGUUCGCUAUGCUUACAUCAAAACCCCCUUUCCAAUCAUCAACAACAGAUGAAAUUUACCGCCGAGCCAGGGAAAGAGAUUACGAGUGGCCUACCGGCGAUUCGACUCAAAAGUUCAUUAGCCAAGAGGCCAAGGAUCUGGUUGCCACCAUGUUGGAGGACGCAGACCGCCGCCCCGAGCCGGAUGACAUUAUCCUACACCCUUUCUUCACCUCGGGCUACAUGCCCACCGACAUUGACAUGAGCUAUCGUCUCCGAGAACUGCCGCCUGAGCGCGAGGAGUUUUAUGUCGCCCGAAUGAGCAGCGCCUUGCAGACUACUUCUUAUCGAAAUCUAAAAGAAAUGUGCAUCGAAAGUGGAAUUGGCCCUUGGGUUGAUGUAAAAGUCAUCCACUCGCAAGUUUGGAAGGAAAUGGCUCAAGAGGAAAAGGUUGGCCUGACGCCUACGAUCCCUCUUGCCGAGAACGUGGUUUACCGACCAUUUGACGACUGGCUCAGAGAGCACAUGCCCCAAAGGAGCAAACUUUCACAUUCCGUUGGGCCUCACACUGCACAACCAGUAAUCAUUUCCGAAGAGCCUCCCACCACUGCACAAAAGGCUCCUCUAGGAUUGCUAAGACAGCCUCCCCAGAGCUUUGCUGCUCAGCAGCGUGCUCAAAACAGGCCUACGGCAACCUCUUCAACAAUCAAAUCGAACCCUCCUGUAGAUCCUGCCUUGACGACAAGCCAAAGUGUACGAGGAACAUCACGGCGGGAAGCUAUUCGGGAAACAGCCUCAAAGGUGUCCUCAGAGGGCACCCUCAAGAACGUGCGAAGCUCUGCCCGGACAGCUCUACCAUCGGCGCGGUCAGCCCCAAACCUUCAAGUAUCUGAGCGAGCAGCCACUAUGACAUCUGCCCCUCUGCAACCACUUAAAAGAUCAAAUUCACAAUCCAUUCGAGCGACCACUCUUUUUGCCCCAUCCGAGAGAACCGAGAUUAUCGUAGGCUCACGGCCUGACAUUAUUCUCGAACGAUUGAAGAAGCUGCAAACGGAACUAGAGCGGUCAUUGAAUUCCCGUACAAUGGCAAUCAUUUCUUCCAAAUCUGUCACACCUCCCCACCCUCAUGUGGUUGUUAAAUGGGUUGACUAUACCAACAAAUUUGGUCUUGGCUAUAUUUUGAACGAUGGCAGUGUUGGAUGUGUACUAAGGGAUAUACCCACGACUGAGGGCAGCAAGACGGCCAUGCUACCUCCUGCCGGUAUUUUCAUCCGAGGCGCUGAGAGGCACAUACUCCGUCGGGAAGACAAAUCAUACUUGGACAGAAACCAACCAGUUCCUAUGACAGAAGCAAUCAAGUUCUUUGAGAACAAUGGCGAAGGCGGCCUGUCUGAAGUUAAUGUUUCACCCGAGCAGUUUAGGGUGUCUAUCAGCGAGGACGGCACAGCUGGCAAGAUGAACCCCGGCAAAGAUAUCUACCAGCACCGUAAGCGAGAGAGAAUUAUUCUCUGGAAGAAGUUUGCCAAUUACAUGAUUGCCUAUGGAAGAGAUGAAAACCUUCCGGUUGAAGAGAGCGAAGGGCAAGGGGUUAUGUCACCGGGGGCAAAGGGCACAAUGGCAGAGCUGGUAACGUUUUACCAGAGGUUUGGAGACGUUGGUUGUUGGGUGUUCUGUGACGGACAUCUUCAAUUCAAUUUCCCCGACCACACCAAGAUAGUGCUUGAUGCUACCGGAACCUGGUGCCAUUUCUGGCAUCUCCCACAAGACGCCGCUGAAAGGUUAGCGUCGACGGGCACAAUCGGCGCAGCCGCUCUAGACGAUCGCGCAACCCUCUCAUACCCUCUGCAGACCCUGCUCAACUUCCAAAGCAAGUCGUCUACCCGCUCAGCCAGCACUCGCAAACGACCCGAGAUUGACCCCGAGGUCCAAGGUAUUCCCGCCGCCAACGACUUUCGACGCAAGGUCGAGUUCAUCAAGAAUGUCGUCAAGGAAUGGGUUGCCAACGGUGGUCUUGGAAACAGCUCCAUGAGCCGAGAGUCCCGCUUGCGAUGGACCGGUUACAGAGAGCUCGUCAACACAACGAUCCCUCAGAAACACGUCUGGGUCACGAUUGGCGCUCGCUGGGGCGACCAGCGCUUGUCAACUCUCGUUGACCCACGGAAGCCCUGGGAAUUGGGUGAAGAGGAAGUCGACGGCUCCAAGAAGUAA